Molecule: messenger RNA, 1160 nt
Organism: Zea mays
Lineage: Eukaryota; Viridiplantae; Streptophyta; Magnoliopsida; Poales; Poaceae
Exons: 3
Coding region: 251-937 (228 amino acids)
Source: RefSeq, marked predicted
UUUCCUAGUAAAAGACGCCCACUCUUUGGCUCCUCGCCUCCCUCCUCCCCUCCGUCUCAUCUCCUCCCUGUAGGCUGUAGGAGCAUUCGUGUGUUCACCUUUUGCUCCCCCACGUUGAUCCUUGACCCUCGUACUCCUUUCUUGAUUCCUUCUCCGUGGGAUCUCUUGCCAGGAGUAACCUGCCCCGUGUCCGCGCUCGCACUCGCACAGACAUGCUUCUUGCCGCGUCUUGAAAGGGGAGAAAGUGAAGAUGGGUGCUUGCGCUUCAGUUCACAAGGACCCGGGGUACCCCAAGGAGCAGUUUCUUGACUCGCCCACCAAGGCGGAAGCUGCAAACGAGAAGGGCGGCUGCGGCGGCGGUGACGAUGACUUUGCUGAUUUCAAGUCCAAGGUCGACGCUGAGCAGCAGCGGGCAGAGUUGAACCCCAAGAGCCCGGAUUCUGGUAGCAAGGAUGAAGUGUUCUUCGAAUCUCGAGCUUGGUUAGAUUCCGACUGCGAGGAUGACUUCUACAGCGUGAAUGGAGAUUUCACUCCAUCUCGUGGCAGCACACCCAUCCAUCAGCCCAGAGCGCAGACGGUGAUGAGCAACAUCUUUCAACCAGACACGCACGGUUCCAAAUCACCGGAGCCUUCUCCAACUGGACGGAGGAAGCUAGCUGAGCUCCUGCAGGAGGCAAUGCAAAACGGCCCCGAAGAAAGCACCGACCAGGAGCUGCAGUUGCGGUCUGUUGCCGCAGAUGGGAAGCCGGUGUCUGAAUCCACAUCCAGCUCCGCUUGCAGCACUGUGACGACUCCGAUCGCAGUCGCUAACGCCAAGAGCCGGAAGGAGAAGGCGUGGUACACCGGACGCUGUUGCCUGCCGAGCUUUGUUCAUAGCCUGACCUUAGAUGAGAGUGAGAGGGCGCAGAAGAUGAGCUCUAGGCCAUGUGCUGUUUGACAGUGGGGCUCCAGUGCCCUCACGGCUCAUGCCCUGAGCUAUACUGUAAAGGAGAAGUAUUAAGAGUACUGUAUGUAUAGAGAGAGGGUAAUCAAGUGGAUAAUAGCUACUAGUUAAAUGCUCUGCACACCAUGUUUAUCAAUUGCCCUUACCUGUGUAUAUAUAUCUAAUCGAAUCUCAAAUGUCAACAGCCAGCUGAGCUGUCCUCUUGGCACUUGCAUUU